AUGGCGCAGGGAAAGAUCACUUACACCUACACGGAUGAGGCGCCAAUGUUGGCGACCCACGCCCUCUAUCCGAUAAUCAAGGCGUUUUGCUCGCAAGCCGGCGUCGAGAUGGAGUUGAAGGACAUUUCCGUGGCGGGACGCGUGCUCGCUUUGUUCCCGGACAUGCUGAAAGAGGACCAGCGUGCUGGCGACUUCCUGGCAGAGCUGGGCCGCCUGGCGCAGAGUGGCCAGGCCAACAUCAUCAAGUUGCCGAAUGUGAGCGCCUCUGUGCCGCAGCUGAAGGAGUGCAUCGCGGAGCUGCAGGGCCAGGGCUUUGCCAUUCCGAACUACCCAGAGGAUCCCAAGGACGAUGCGGAGAAGGAGAUCAAGGCCCGCUAUGCCAAGGUCUUGGGCAGCGCCGUGAACCCCGUGCUUCGCGAGGGCAACUCCGACCGCCGCGCAGCAGUACCCGUGAAGGAGUAUGCUUUCAAGUACCCGCACUCCAUGGGAGCCUGGUCCAAGGACUCCAAGACGCAUGUGGUGUCUAUGUCUGAUGGCGACUUCUAUGCGCACGAGAAGUCGGUGAACAUUCCGGAGGCAUGCGAGGCGCGCAUCGAGAUGGUGUCCGAGUCUGGCGAGGUCACUGUGCUGAAGGAGAAGAUCUCCCUGCAAAAGGGCGAGAUUUUGGACGCCAGCUUCAUGAACUGCACCAUGCUGCGUGAGUUCUUUGAACGGGAGAUCGCCGAUGCGCGGGAGAAGGAUGUGCUGUUCUCCUUGCACCUGAAAGCCACCAUGAUGAAAAUCUCCGAUCCGAUCAUGUUCGGGCACUGCGUCAAGGCCUACUUCAAGGAUGUUUUUUCCAAGUAUGCUCAGACUUUCGAGAAGCUGGGCGUCAACGUAAACAACGGGCUGGGUGAUGUGUACAAGAAGAUCUCGGCACUUCCGGAGGCCGAGAAGGCGGCCAUCGAGGCAGACCUUACGGCCACCUAUGCAAAGCAGGGGAAAAUGGCGAUGGUCGAUUCUCACAGAGGUAUCACAAACCUCCACGUACCGAGCGACAUCAUCAUCGACAAUUCGAUGCCAACUGCCAUUCGUGCUGGUGGCAAAAUGUGGAACAAGGACGACAAAGAGGAGGACUUCAAGGCAUGCAUUCCGGAUCGCAGCUACGCGGGUGCCUUCGCAGAGUGCAUCGAUUUCUGCAAGACGAAUGGAGCUUUCGACCCAAGGACCAUGGGCGCGUGCCCCAACGUUGGCUUGAUGGCUCAGAAAGCCGAAGAGUACGGCUCGCACCCGACAACCUUUGAGGCGCCAUGCUCUGGCACCAUCCAGAUUGUCCUGAACGAUUCCAGCAACAAGGUGCUUCUGGGCCAUCGGCUGCAGAAGGGGGACAUCUGGCGUUCCUGCCAGACCAAGGACGCUCCUAUCAAGGACUGGGUGAAGCUCGCGGUCCGCCGAUGCCAAGCCAACGACUUCCCCCGGAACGAGAAGCCCUGCAAGGCCAUCUUCUGGCUGGAUCCUGCCCGGGCCCACGAUUCCCAGAUUAUGGAGAAGGUGCACAAGUACUUGCCGGAAGUGCGCACGGAGGGUCUGGACAUUGAGAUCAUGUCCCCACAGCAGGCCAUGCGUGUGACUUGCGAGCGGGCGAAGCAGGGUCUGAACACCAUCACCGUGACAGGCAAUGUCCUCCGCGACUACUUGACCGAUUUGUUCCCCAUCCUGGAGCUCGGGACAAGCGCGAAGAUGCUCUCCGUCGUGCCUAUGUUGGCAGGUGGCGGCAUGUACGAGACCGGGGCAGGCGGCUCUGCCCCGAAGCACGUCCAGCAGUUCACAAAGGAGAACCACCUUCGCUGGGAUUCCCUGGGCGAGUAUCUGGCGCUUACCUGCUCCAUGGAGGAUCUUGCGAAGGAAACUGGCAACAGGCAGCGUCUUUGUUUAGAUUGGGACCUUGAAGCCAGACAUAUUCUUGUUUAUAUUCAAACACUGACCCCCCUCCCCCCUCCCAGGAUCCACGCCUUUGCGUCUGCAGGUGCGGACUUGAGGUUGUAG
This is a messenger RNA of Symbiodinium necroappetens, 2025 nucleotides long. The record is from the annotation of a GenBank genome assembly. NCBI's taxonomy places the organism in Eukaryota, Dinophyceae, Suessiales, Symbiodiniaceae.